Molecule: messenger RNA, 2438 nt
Organism: Danio rerio (zebrafish)
Lineage: Eukaryota; Metazoa; Chordata; Actinopteri; Cypriniformes; Danionidae
Source: RefSeq, a predicted model, not a curated record
UAAAUAUGAGGUUCAUGAACUCAGCUCUGAUUUAUUCUGCAAAAAUGAGCGGUCGGGUCGGAGAUCUCAGUCCUAAACAAGCAGAGGCUUUAACACAGUUUCGGGAGAAAUUAGAAGAUGUUUGGGAUCAACUGUCCAAUCAAACUGAUCAUUACCUGCUCCGGUGGCUCAGAGCUAGAACGUUCAAUGUCCCGAAGGCUGAAGCAAUGCUUAGGAAGCAUCUGGAGUUUCGCAGGCACAUGAAAUUAGAAACAAUCAUUGACGACUGGAGUCCACCAGAGGUCCUGGAGCGCUAUGUGGCCGGAGGAAUGUGUGGUUAUGAUCGUGAAGGAAGCCCCAUCUGGUUUGAUAUUAUCGGCCCUCUGGAUCCUAAAGGCCUUUUACUGUCGGCGAGUAAACAAGACUGUCUGAGGACCAAAAUCAGAGACGCUGAGCUGCUGCGGCGCGAGUGUGAGAAACAGUCCAAAAAGCUGGGCAAACACAUUGAAUCGAUCACCAUCAUUUAUGACUGUGAGGGCCUCGGCAUGAAGCAUCUCUGGAAACCUGCAGUGGAGAUGUACGGAGAGAUUCUGACCAUGUAUGAAGAGAAUUAUCCAGAAAGCCUAAAAAAGGUGCUUUUAAUAAAAGCUCCUAAACUCUUCCCUAUUGCAUACAAUUUGGUGAAGCACUUCUUGCGUGAAGAAACGAGGCAGAAAAUCGCUGUUCUGGGCUCAAACUGGAAAGAUGUGUUGAAGAAUUACGUGGACGCCGAUCAGAUCCCUGCGGCCUACGGAGGAUCUCUGACUGAUCCUGAUGGAAACCCGCUCUGUACGACCAUGUUACGCUAUGGUGGUGUAGUGCCCAAAUCAUACUAUGUUCGAGACUCGAUCAAAGUCCAGUAUGAGCAGAACAUCACCAUCAGCCGCGGAUCCGCACACCAGAUAGAGUACGAGCUGCUCUUCCCGAACUGCCUGCUGCGAUGGCAGUUUGCGAGCGAGGGCUCUGAUAUCGGUUUUGGACUUUUCCUGAAGACAAAAGGCAGCGAGACGAAGAAAGUGGAGGACAUGCAAGAAAUCCUGCGAAAUGAGCGCUAUAAUGCACAUCUGGUUCCUGAGGAAGGAUCCUACACCUGCGAGGAGCCCGGCAUCUAUGUGGUCCGCUUUGACAACAGCUACAGUGUGCUUCAUUCAAAGAAGGUCAGCUUUACUGUGGAUGUGCUCCUACCUGAAGGAAAACAGCCUUGACGUUCAUUAUAUCAGACUAUUUGUGUCUUAACAACAGAAUCAACAGAUAAAGCUCUUAGGAAGUCUCUGUGAAGUUCACUUAGGUUAUAAAAACAACAAACAUUUCUGAACGUUCCAACAGAUAGUUUUUUUAAAUGUUGUAAUUCUGAAAAAUACAUCAGAUUUGGAGAUGUAAACGAUUUUUUAAUUUUAGAAUUCUUUUUUUCCCCUCAAACUGUGAAAAAAGACAUCAGAAUUUGAAGAUGUUAAAUAGCCAGAAUUAUUAUCUUUCCUCAAAAUCAUCAUUUCUGAACAUUAAAAUUGUACAUUUUUAAAUUGUGAUUCUGGGAAAAACAUCAAAAUUUCAGUUAUGUAAAUAGUAAAAAUGACUUUCAAUUUUGCUGGUCACUGGUUCGAGUCCCCGCUGGGUCAGUUGGUGUUUCUGUGUGGAGUUUGCAUGUUCUCCACGUGUUGGCGUGGGUUUCCUCCGGGUGCUCUGGUUUCCUCCACAGUCCAAACACAUGCGCUAUAGGGGACUUGAAUAAGCUAAACUGGCCGUAGUGUAUGAGUGUGUGUGUGUGAAUGCAAGAGUGUAUGGGUGUUUCCCAGUGUUGGGUUGCAGCUGGAAGGGCAUCCGCUGUGUAGAACAUGUGCUGGAUAAGUUGGCGGUUCAUUCCGCUGUGGCAACCCCAGAUUAAUAAAGGGACUAAGCUGAAAAGAAACUGAAUGAAUGAAUGAACCUUAGAAUUUAGGGAUUUAAAAAAACUGCAUAAUUUGCAAAUGUAAAAUAUCCAGAACUAUUAUCAUUUUUAUCACAUUUAUCUCAUUUGGACUUUUCCUGAAGACAAAAGGCUGCCUCAAAUUAUGAAAGAAAAAAAAUCUGGCUUUUUCCCCCAGAUUGCAGGAAAUAUGUAUAGCAUUUUUGAUUGUGAUUCUGAUUUAACAAAAAACAUAUUAGAAUAUUUUUUUAAUCCCAGAAUAAUCCCCAAAAAAUCUGACUUUGCUUUUUUUCUCAGUUAAGAGAAAAAUCUGAAUCCUGAGAAUAAAUAGCCAAGAUAUUACACACAUCAUAUUAGGUAAGAUAAUGGGUAAAUACUUUAAUAAUAAGAUUGCUGAUAUAAUAGGGAGUCAUUGUAAUGUGUCAGACAUUGUAAUGGUUAGUUAGGGAUCUCUUGUAUAAUCUUAAAUAAAUGUGUAAAUGUGCAUGGAAUUGAGAAUAAAGCAGCUGUAAAGGGA